AUGACAAGCAUAGCAAAUCUUCCGACCGAAUUACUUGAGCAAAUGAUUUCAUACUUGGACUAUCCGUCAUUAUUAAAUUGUCUGUAUCAAAAUCAUAAAUUCUUUUCUUUAACUAUUCCAUUGGUUUGGAAGAAUUUAGGUGAAAGUUAUUGGGGAAGCACAGCGAAAACCCCUUUACGUUGGCAUUUAAUAUCAAACACGUUAUCUUCCUCGGAGUAUAAUUUCAUUAAUUACGCAAAUUUCGUACAAAAGAUCGAUUUGUCUUGCACCUUUUCCCCCGCUUUUCGUAUACCAAAGCAAACUUUAUUUCAUCUACUCAUCCAUGGUAUUAAGCUUCGAGAGGUUUAUUUUGAGUAUCAUAAAGAAUCUUCUAAUGUUGAACCUUUUGAAUGUUUAAAUGAAAUCCUUUCUCCUUCCUUUAUUGAUCAUCAUGACAAUUCCGUUUCACCAACGUUAAUCAUCUCAUUGUUCUCAAAAUAUAUUAAUACUUUAGAAGAAUUGACCUUAAAGAUCAUGUACGAAUUAAAUCCUUUACCUAUGGAUGAUUUGAGAUAUUUAGUAAUCAAUAAUAUAAACUUAAAACACAUGGACUUGUUUACUUUACAAGGUGCAAGGGUUCUUGAUGAAGAAAAUUUGAAUACAUUCAGGUCAAAUGGCGAGUUACCUAACGCUGACUAUUGGUGGACCGAUGGGAUAAUUUAG
Molecule: messenger RNA, 702 nt
Organism: Funneliformis geosporum
Lineage: Eukaryota; Fungi; Glomeromycota; Glomeromycetes; Glomerales; Glomeraceae
Source: the annotation of a GenBank genome assembly